Theobroma cacao (cacao) is the source of this 2954-nucleotide messenger RNA. Its product is annotated as Protein kinase superfamily protein. Gene Ontology annotation, biological process: protein phosphorylation. Gene Ontology annotation, molecular function: ATP binding; protein kinase activity. Lineage: Eukaryota; Viridiplantae; Streptophyta; Magnoliopsida; Malvales; Malvaceae. The record is from RefSeq and is a predicted model, not a curated record.
CAUUUCCCAAUGCAAUUUCCUAGAAUUUUCUCAGAGCAUGUUUUGGUUCACAAGUCAACCCAGGUUCCCUACGUCAACUCAUCUCCAACCCUUCAACUAAUUCAUUUGAUUCACUGCAUGGCAUUGCCCCGACUGAAGAGGGAAAAUUUUAAGCAAAUACAGCGGAUCAAUGGAAAAAUUUCACUGGGAUAAACUCCAUGAACCUUUAAGUCUUCUUCUUUAUCUGGUCCUUUUCUUAUCGUAUCAGGUGCCAUCUUCAGCAUACACUCUUCCACACAAGUAUUUCGUCAAUUGUGGAUCAAAAAUCAACAUAAACGUCACUUCUCGGACCUUUGUUGGUGACCUGAAUUCUGAUUCCGUCUCCUUUACCAAAAAGAACAGCUCUGUCAGAGACAACAGUCAGUCAUCAGGAACACCAUCUCUAUAUCAAACCGCAAGAAUUUUCUGGCAGCAGUCUUCGUACGAGUUUGUAAUCAAUACUGAUGGUACUUAUCUGGUACGCCUUCAUUUCUUCAAUUCAUCGGGUCUCCCAGCAGCUGUUUUUGAUGUUUCAGCUUCUGGCUUUAUACUCUUGCAUAAUUUCACAGUCCAAAAUAGUAGCAGCUUUCCUCUAAUAGAGGAAUUCAUCUUAAGCAUUCCUAUCGGUAAAUUCUUCAUCUACUUUGUUCCUCAAGGAUCUUCUUUUGCAUUCGUCAAUGCCAUAGAGGUCUUUCCUGCCCCUCCAAAUUUCAUAUAUGAUGAGGCUACACAGAUUAGUCAAGGAAAUCGUAGUGAUGAGUACAAGGGUAUACUCUCUCGCGCUCUGAAGACAAUUCACAGAAUAAAUGUUGGAGGCCAAACCCUUACACCAGAAAAUGACACUUUAUUCAGAACAUGGCUUCCUGAUGAUAAUUAUCUGUAUAAUCCAGACACUGCAAAGAAUAGCCAGUUUUAUGCAGGUAGACCUAAUUAUAUAGAUCCUGUUAAUGAAUUUAUUGCACCAGAUCUAGUAUACAAGACUGCCAAAGAGAUGAAUAUAAAUACCAGUAGGGCAUCAAAUAACUUCAAUAUAACCUGGUCCUAUGAUGUGACUAGCAAUGCUAAGCACUUGAUUCGGGUUCACUUCUGUGACAUUGUUAGUCAAUCACAGAAUGUUUUGCAAUUUUUUCUCUACAUAAAUAGCAACUUCGUACAGGAAAUCAAUCCUUUUGAAAAAGUGAGGUCAUUGGCAACUCCAUUUUUCAUUGACUUUGUGGUUGAUUCUGAUGAUUCGGGACUCAUGAACAUCUCCAUAGGCCCUGAUACUAGUUUGACACAGAAUCAAACAGCCUUCCUAAAUGGGGUUGAGAUAAUGGAACUGAUGGGGGAAUCUGAUUUGGUUCCCAUAUCAAAUGAGUCCAACCAGAAGCCUAUCUUUAUAAUUGUUGGUUCAGCUAUUGGAGGUCUAGUUCUUGUCUGCAUCUUGGGUGGUCUGCUGUUUAUGGUUUUGAAACGCAGGAAGCCAAAAGCUGUUGAAACUUCAAAUUGGACACCAUUAAAUGCAUAUAGAGGAAGCACUCACAGUAAUGAGAAGAUGCCUCAAUUGUCAACGCUAAGCACAGAGGGAACCGUCAUUGCUUCCCCUGUCCCUAACUUGAACCUGGGUUUAAAGAUACCAUUUGUUGAGAUUCAGUUGGCAACGAACAACUUUGAUAAGAAGUUGCUGAUUGGUAAGGGUGGAUUUGGCAAUGUGUAUCGAGGAACUCUCAGAGAUGGCAUGAAAGUGGCUGUGAAACGAAGCAAGCCAGGGUCAGGUCAAGGCCUGCCAGAAUUCCAAACGGAGAUCAUGGUUUUAUCAAAAAUUCGCCAUCGCCAUCUUGUUUCCUUGAUCGGAUAUUGUGAUGAAGGGCUUGAGAUGAUACUGGUUUAUGAAUUCAUGGAAAAAGGAACUUUGAGGGAUCAUCUAUAUAACUCAAAACUACCUUGUUUGUCAUGGAAGCAAAGGCUUGAAAUUUGCAUUGGUGCAGCAAGAGGUCUUCAUUACCUCCACAAAGGUGCAUCUGGUGGCAUCAUUCACCGUGAUGUUAAGUCCACAAAUAUCUUGCUUGAUGAGAACCUUGUAGCCAAAGUAGCUGACUUCGGCCUUUCAAAAUCAGGUCCUCCAGGUCAAAGCCAUGUCAGCACAGGUGUCAAGGGAACUUUUGGUUAUCUUGAUCCUGAGUACUUUAGGACACAACAGCUGACAGAAAAAACUGAUGUUUAUUCAUUCGGUGUGGUUCUUCUUGAGGUGAUAUGUGCAAUGCCGGCUAUCAAUCCUACGCUUCCAAGAGAGCAAGUGAACCUAGCUGAAUGGGCAAUGUUUUGCAAGCAGAAGGGAUUGCUUGAGCAGAUUGUGGAUCCAUCCAUAAAAGUUCAGAUCAAUCCCAACUCAUUAAGAAAAUUUGCAGAGAUAGCAGAGAAAUGUUUGCGAGAAGAUGGCGAUGAUAGGCCUACCAUGGGUGACGUUGUAUGGGACUUGGAGUAUGCCUUACAGCUUCAGCAAACAGCAGUUGUACGAGAGCCACAUGAGGACAGCACGUCCAAUGCUUCCAGUAUAUUACCAUUUCCCAUUCUCCAGCGUUUUCCUUCCAUGAGCGCAGAACUCGGGGGAGAUGAUAUGUCCAUAACAAGGGAGGAUGACUCUGACUCAGUCCCAACGGCAAGUGGAGUUUUCUCCCAAUUGAGAAUUAAUGAUGCCAGAUAAAUCAUUCGGUUCACAAGGCAUAAUUUCCCAGUUUGAUGUUCUUUGGUGUACGUAUGUUUCAUAUUUGAGAUUAAAUAGGCACUGCUUUCUUACAGUAGAGAUCUCUAUUACAAUGUUUGAACUUCAAGAUGUAAAUAUAGAGGCAUUUUCCAAGAUCAUAUCUUUACCAGACCACCAGCUAGUUAAAUUGUACCAUAAGAGAUGAUUUCUAAGAUUACUUUAUCAGGAAAAAAUAGGUAAGUUAAAGAAAUUA